Clarias gariepinus (North African catfish) is the source of this 1116-nucleotide messenger RNA. It is a transcript of the gene uchl1, whose product is annotated as ubiquitin carboxyl-terminal esterase L1 (ubiquitin thiolesterase). Gene Ontology annotation, molecular function: cysteine-type deubiquitinase activity. Gene Ontology annotation, cellular component: cytoplasm. The transcript has 7 exons. Gene Ontology annotation, biological process: ubiquitin-dependent protein catabolic process; protein deubiquitination. Lineage: Eukaryota; Metazoa; Chordata; Actinopteri; Siluriformes; Clariidae. Bases 125 to 634 code for a protein of 169 amino acids. The record is from RefSeq and is a predicted model, not a curated record.
GUUUUUGUGUGUGUGUGUGUAGGUGCUGAGUAAGCUUGGUGUAAAGUCAGACUGGCACUUUGUGGAUGUCUUGGGCUUAGAGGACGAAGCCCUGGCUGGGGUGCCCACGCCCUGCUGUGCCCUGAUGCUCCUCUUCCCCUUGACACAACAGCAUGAGGAGUUUCGCUCCAAGCAGUCGGUUGACCCAUGCAAGGACGUCUACUUUCUGAGUCAGACGAUCGUAAACUCCUGUGGGUCUGUCGGAUUGCUGCAUGCCGUGGCCAACAAUCGGGAUCAACUCAGUUUUGAAGGUGAUUCUGCCUUGAAGAAAUUUCUAGAAGAAACUUCUGGAAUGUCCCCUGAUGAACGUGCUAAACAGCUGGAGCAAAAUAAGGCAAUCCAGACAGCUCAUGAUGAAGUUGCAGCUGAGGGGCAGUGUCGUCCUGAAGCCGACAAGGUUAACUUUCACUUCAUCACCUUUGUCAACGUAAACGGUCAGCUUCAUGAACUUGAUGGCAGACUGAAAGGACCUGUAAACCAUGGUGCAACAAAACCAGACAGCUUUGUCAUGGAUGCUGCAAAGGUGUGUCGUGGAUUUACAGAGCGAGAGAAAGGGGAGGUGCGAUUCUCUGCUGUGGCUCUUUGUAAGGCCUGAAGAUGAGCUGUACCCAACGCUGAUCAAAUGACCAAAAACAUCCUUCCUCCCUUACAGGCCAGAGCACAUCAGUCCUGCACAGUUCACACAAACUGCCUGCUUCUGAAUCUUGCAUACUGUUCAAUAUUUUCUUGCCUUUCUUCAUAGCUGUCAGGCUUCUGUUCUGUUUGUAAGUUGUUUAUAAUAUUUGAACAAGUUGCCUAAUUGACACAUGCUCUUGUGAUUUGGUUCAGUUCUAAAUAAGCUUUCAGCUUCUGAACUUAAUGCUGUUUGGCUCGGAUUUCAAGCGCACGCCUCACCAGGAAGCGCUGUGUAAUCUGGUGUUGAGUGCAAUUCUGAUCUAUAAAGCGAAGAAUGGGUGAUAUGGGGGGGUUCAGUGACACUGUUUAUUAGUGCAAAUAUUUCCCAUUCUGGCUAACAGGGAAACUGUUCUCUUUUUGUGGUCACUGCUAAUGUAGUUAAAUAAAUGUGAAGAAACUGUU